Messenger RNA from Triticum dicoccoides, 948 nucleotides. RefSeq lists its product as uncharacterized. Lineage: Eukaryota; Viridiplantae; Streptophyta; Magnoliopsida; Poales; Poaceae. The coding region runs from base 112 to 705 and encodes 197 amino acids. The record is from RefSeq and is a predicted model, not a curated record. The transcript has 4 exons.
GCCGGUGUGGGCCGGCCGAUAGCUCAUUCGGUCUUUCCGCCUCGCUGCCGCCGCCCCAAAAAUCCACCUGGGAAGAAGAAAAGAGGGGCCUCUUCUCCUCUCUCGCGUCCGAUGGCCUCGAGCCCGGGCGUCGGCGGCGGAGGGGCGGACGGGGGCGUCGGGGAUGGACCGACGACGCUGGACGAGCUGUACCACAUCAACGUCGUGCCUGCCGAGCUGCACUUCAAGUUCCGCAAGGAGCUCCAGGGCCUCCGCGUCGGCCUCAACUUCGAGUUCUACAAUCUAGAGGUGAAUGAUUUUGAGGCAAAGGUAGUUCUGAAGCCCCUGGACUUCGACCGGAAGUGGAAGUUCCAAUACAAGCCCAUCAGCGGUGACAUACAGCUACUCUCCAAGAAGAUACCAGUCACAAGAUAUCUCAACCUUCAGGUCGGCAUUGGUCACAAUUUCCAACUGAAGGCAACUGGAUGGAAGUGGAAGCUCUCUACUUGCUUGGGGGGAGAUGGUGUUUCUCAGAUAAGAAACAAAUCAAAACUCAACCUGUUUCCAGGGUUUGAUCUGAGGCUCGGCUGGAAAGCUGAAUAUGUUCUUCCUGAGAUUCAUGGGGCUGUUGGCACAGGAGAACCUGCCUUCAGUAUGAACUAUGGACGAUUGCAAGCAUCCAUAGACCGUGUUGAGGCUAUUGUGACCCAAUCAGAUCGGUGCUGAACCUCCUAGGAUGAGAAGCACACCUGGACAGUGAUGUUGUUAUGGCCGCGAAGCGAGGGAGUUAUUCAACUGCAACUAUCUCAGCAAAAUCUCAUGGUUGUUUAUUAGUGUCUUUUGAGGCUUUGCAUCUGAUGUACAGAAAUGAGCAAACUUUAUUUUAAUGGAGUUUCUCCGGACCGUUUUGCAGCAUUCUUGUUUUGAAGAGCAUAAUGAACGGUGCUCUUGCUGCUUGUGGUUGGCACA